UCAUACAAAGACUUCCUUUGAGGAUAUCACUAGAUGAAGAGAGGCACCACCAUGAUGCUGCUACACAGGUAAAGCAAACAAGCUGAUCGUAAUUAGCAGUGUAGGGGACUUGUUCGACGACGCCAACACUUCUGCUCAGUGAGUCGACAUUUCUUCCCUUCUUUUCUCUUUUGCUGUGAUUUACAACUUUUACAAACACGACGACCUUAACUUAGAUCUCCUCAAACAACCUGCUCACCUGUGUCGAUCUGUGUAUUUUGAACGCUUUAGAAUUCGACCUUAAGUUAUACAUCAUGGUGGCGUUUACCUGAAGACCUGAACUUCCUCAACCAGCUCAACUUUUCCUUUCCUUAAAGCAUAAAGGUCUACAAUAUAAAACAACUCAAUACUUGAUUGCAGUUUUUUUCGUCGCUCCAGUGGACCUUCAUCCUCUAAUAAUGCGUACAGACCACAAAGGCAGAAGCGCCUCUCCUCACAGGAUCACAUAUGAGACUGACUUCCAUGCCAUUAAAUGCUCAUUUGACAGUGGGACUGGCCUAAAGCAUGGCUCCAAAGCUGCCUCUGCCCACUGCUCUACCAUGCACCAGUCCACGCUUCCAACCAGCUUCUCGGAUCCCCUUGUCUGCGGCCGAGGGAGAACCCACAGCACCAGAGGGACAAAAAUCAGAGACAACAUCUUCCUUCAAAUGGACAGCCAACAGUCGAAACAAGAUGGCAGCUCAGUACAGUGUAGUUCCGGCUCCACAACAACUCUCCUUUCUCCGCAGAAUCCAAGCCUGCAGUUGCAAACAUCACCCUUUUCCACCUCCAGACGUCUGGUAAUGGGUUCUGUUCAGAGCACCGUUGCCAGUGUUUGCUCACCUGAAGCCUUCUUACAAGAUAAACCAGCCCGAUCAGAUGAGAUAAGGGAUAUAGAUAGGGCUGCUCUAGCACAAAAAUUCUCUGUGACUAGGAAGUUGUUUGAGACCAAGGGAAUCACAGGAGCUGCCCAUGGGGGACAGGUGUCCAAAUGUAAUCUGAGCAAAGAGAGAGAGGAAAAAGAGAGUUUGGCUCAAGAGAAAUGCACAAAAACACCCAUUAUAAAGACAUCCUUGCCAACAACAGCCUUUAAAUCUCUGUCAGAUGUUCUCAGUGGGGCAUCAACUAAUUCUCCUACCAGUGCGGGCUCAAAGACUCAAGCAGAGGAGGAAGAGGCUGAGAGAUUGAUUGUUGGGCCCAGCUUGACCCCUGAGGAGCCACUCAGGGCAGAGCUUGUCCACGUGAAGUCCUCAGAUAGCGAUGAAAGUGAGGAAAAGGAGAAAGAAUGGGUAGCAUAUAAGAGAGACAAAUUAAUGUGUCUAAAUGUACGUGUUGAAGAACUGGUAGAUGAUGUUUUUGAACAGCCCAGUGUGGAGACGGAACGAACCGCAGGAGACUGUAGAGCGACGCCUGACAAGUAUGAGCAGGUGAAUGAACAGUGUUGUGAGAGUGAAGGGGAGGAGCUAAGCCAACACGCUGUCUUCGCAAGAGAGGAGCGCUAUGAGAUGGGUGAAGCAGAGAGAGAAAGUUCUACAAAGGAGGAUGUUAAAAAGGUGGGGAAGGAAGUGUGUGUGACACCUGAGCUGCAGGAAUGUGCCAAUAUGGAGCAAGAGGGAUUCAGAGGAGAAGGCGACGAUGGAAAGGUUGACAGUGGCAGAGAGGUCAAAUCAUCCGAACAGGAGUCUCAUUUAACAUCUCAGGUGCAAAACUUGGAAAGUUCUCCGCUGUCAUUGGAAUAUGAAGAAAUUCCUGGCAUUCCUCAACUGCCUGAUCAGGAUGACGGAGAUGCACAAACGGUCUCCGGGAGAAAAGUCCACUUCUCCUCAGCACCAAUCAAGGUUUACAGCACCUACUCCAAUGCAGAGUAUGAUCGACACAACAAAGACAUUGACCCAGUGUCCGCCUCCGCCGAGUACGAGCUGGAGAAGCGCGUGGACAAGAUGGAUGUUUUUGAAGUGGAAAUAGAAAAGGGAGAUGAUGGCCUGGGCAUCAGUAUCAUCGGAAUGGGGGUGGGAGCUGACCAGGGCCUGGAAAAACUAGGAAUCUUUGUCAAGACUGUCACUGAAGGAGGUGCAACACAUGAGGAUGGAAGGAUUCAGGUUAAUGACCAGAUUGUGGAGGUGGAUGGAGUCAGUUUGGUGGGAGUGUCGCAGCUGUUUGCAUCCUCAGUGCUGAAGAAUACAUCAGGCUUAGUCAAGUUUCUGAUUGGCCGGGACAAGGAGGGGGUGGAGAGUGAGGUGGCACGCUUGGUCAAUGAGAGCAUGGAGUUGGAGAAAGCCUCACAAAAGGAAAAGAACGCAAGGAUAGGCGGGGAGUCGGAAAGUUGUGCUAGCAUGUUUGAGGAUGUGUCAAGGUUUGAGGACGACGGUGAAGAUGAGGAGGAGGAUGUAUCUCUACUUUCUUCUCUUGAUAACGACCAGUUGUGCCUCAAAUACCAAAAGCUUCAGUCCAAACUGCGAAGUAGAGCGGCCCAGCUUCAACAAGCGAGAGAGAAGUUAAAAGCAUAUGAGGAGCGGCAGGAGAGCUGGGAGAGCCAGAAGGCUGAGCUGGAACAAAAAGUGGAGGAUGGAGAAGAGAAGGCUGACAAGCUGGAAAAGUAUUGGCAAGAGGCCCAGACACUGUGCAGGGUGGUGAGCCAGCGACUGGCUGACGCCCAGAGCCAAUCAGACAGCCUGGAAGUCAAGUACAGCAAGGCUAAGCGACUGGUCCGAGACUACCAGAGCAGAGAGGAGGAGGCGGAGAGGAGAGAGAUAGAUUUGCGUCGGGAAAUUGAGGAAAGGGACAAGCAGCACAGGGAGACCAUUGAAAGACUUCAAGCUAAGCUAGAGAGAAAAGAGCCAAUGUCUGCAGGGAAGAAUCUCACAUCAGAUCCAGAAUGGUCUAUUUCAGUACCUGACACACAACGACUGGACUGCAGUGCUCACAUAGCCCGAGCUCAGCUGGCCCAGAGGUCCAAGCGUCAUCCGCCCUCACGGGACAAACUCAGGGAGAGCUUUAAGAAAGAGGAUGAAGAUCAAAGGUCAAAGGAGAGCCCAACGCAGUCCGAAGGGAUUGUGCAAAGGAGCAGCGAUGUUGACCAUUCUAGUGUUUCCCCUUUCUCGGUCCCCAUCCCGCCCACUGCCUCCGUCUUCACACCCCCAAUCUACAUCACUGACCCCAUCAGCCCCCCACAAACUAAGUCAUCCACAUCCAGGAAGUCAAAACGGAAAAUUCCUGACUUCAGUGGCCUUCGCAAGUCUCUCGGCAAGAGGAGGGGUGAGAAACAGCACAGAAGGUCCAUGAACAACAGGGCGUCUUGUGGCAACCUGGUGGAGGAGCCAUCUCAAGUUUCUCCAUCAGGCUCAGUCUCCUCCAUGCCCUCCUGCUUGCCCUUCGCCUGGUUUGGGGAGCGAGGCAGGGAGAAAGACGAGGAGGGGGAAGGUGAGAGCAGCGGCAGGAAGAAGCUUCGGUCUGUGUCCAGCAGCAGUUUGCCUUACUUGACCACCUCAGGUAGAAGAGAUCAGAGUGUUGGGUCUCAAAUGGAUAGCUUCAUCUUGGGGGGUUAUGGCUCUAACCACUCGCUCUCUGGACAGUCUCACACUUUCACCUUUUCCUCUACAGAGACACUGGAUGAUGACCCUGUGACGACAAAUAACAACCAGUGGCAAAGUCGACCAGUGCUGGAGUGGAGCAGCCACCAUGUGUGUCUGUGGUUGAUGGCCAUGAACAUGGAGCAAUGCAUGGGCGAGUUUGCAGCCAGAGGUGUGGACGGGACACAGCUGCUCAGCAUGGACAGCGACAAACUCAAGGCCCUGGGAUUGUGUCAAAGCGACCGCUCGUUUCUCAAGAAGAAGUUGAAGGAGAUAAAAAAGAGAGAGGAAAAAGAAGAGAGAGGGAGGGAGAAGAGACGGAGGAAGUUAUCCGCGGGAAAGGAGAGGAAUUAUGAGAGUGAAGGAAAGGAGAAAGCAGGCUUGGUGAUGGAGAACAGAUCUGCAGUGGUGCAGCAACACAGUGCUAGACUUCCGAGGACUGAGUCGCUGCUAUAGAACUUCUUUUUUUGGACUUUUCACCAGCAUAUUGCAGUUGUAGCACACACAAUGUUCCUGGAUGAUUUGACUCUUUGAUAUCCUUUCUGAUGGGAGAACACAGUUUCAAAGCUAAUGUCUUCUUACCUUUUUUUUUAUAUUAAAUUAUCUUUUUGAUUUUACAUUUAAAUUGUAUGUUUUAAUAAAUAACUCAUUAACCUUUUACGUCUUUAAAUCUUAAUUUGGCAUAAAAAUCUGGGUACUCCGGUUUCCGCCCACAUUCCAAAAACAUGACUCCAAAUUGUCCAUAGAUAUGAAUGUGAGUGUGAAUGGUUGUUUGUCUAUAUGUGCCCUGUGAUUGGCUGGCGACCAGUACAGGGUUUACCCCGCCUCUCGCCCAAAGACAGCUGGGAUACCCGCAUACCCGCGAUGGACAGAUGGGUGGAUGUUAAACAUACUAUAAAUAUGGCGACAUUUUUUUUUAUUUAAGAAAAUCUUAAUUCUCCUCGUCUCCUAAAAAUACACACUACAGUCUCUCCCAAACAUGACGAGAUUUAAUAAAGAAAGCAGAUGCAUUGCUGGUUUUUAGAUUAAAAAAAAAAGUGUUUAGCAUUACAUGACUCUUUUGUCUACAGAGUGUAACAGGAAGUACCCCUUAAGUGAAUAAAUAGAAAAUUGCAUUGAAAAAUUGAAAAACAUUGAAAAAAUAUACAAACAAACCCUCCCCAUACUGAAAACAAUAGAAAAUGAAAUGUGCACAAUGCUUUAACAAACUUUUGUUUGUACACACAUGAAAUGAAACUAGCCCCUGAAGCACAAAGGUUGCUCAAGUAUUGUGCACAAAUUAUUUUUUUCUCUUUCUUUACAAAUGAAUAUCUUGAUAUUUACAGUCCUUGCAGCUUUGUCUUAGGAAUGUUCAUUAUCAUGCCAGGUUGUCAUCCAGGAUUUCUUUUGCCAGUCAGUAUUUACGUCUCUGUCCUUGCGUUUAAUCCGAACAGCGUUGUAACUGGGAACUUUGUCUUCAUAUUUGGUCCUCUUGAAGAAGCCACACUGUACAGUAAAAAGAUAGAGAUGUCAAUAUGAGGGGAAAAAGGAGGAAUAGAAGGGUGAAUGUGUUAAGUGCAACAAGAAAUGAGGAAAAGCGUCAAUCAAAAGCGAUGCACAAAAGCCCCAUAGUCAAGAUAAUAGCAUAUAUUAAAUGUCAAAUGGAAGUCAUUGCUUGUUAAACAGCACCUCCCCCAGGCCAUGCAUAUACAUGUCAAAGUUGUGAGUAAAAAAAAAAAUCAUAAAAGGCUGUAACUUGAGUGAGAAAAGCCCCAAAAAUGUGCACCACUCCUUCAUAGUACGCCGGGUAAAAUUACCCUGAUUUUUUUUGGUUUAGUUUUUUUUUUUUUUUUACGCAUGUGGUGUCAGCCUCUGUUUUUCUGAGGAGUCCCGUUUGUUCUUUUUCCCAAAGACUCCACACUGAGAAGAGGGAAGUUGUUAGAACAUCAUCAAAAUCACCUACACAUGGAUAUAAACGGAUGCACUGGUGUGUUUCUCCUACCUUCCAGAGAAGGAAAGCCAGCAGUGCUAGUAAGAGCAGCGCCAGCAGAACCGACAAGAAAAUGAUCCACCAUGGCACUCCUCCAUAUUGGGCUUCACGCCUCUCAGGGAAGGCAGUCAGUCUCACCUAGAAGAUAAAAACAUUAACGCACAUGACUAUGUAUAUGAAGUAUCCAUGUUUGGUGUGUGUGUGUGUGUACCUGUGUCUCAGCAUUCUGCAGAACCGUGUUCUUUCUCGUGCUAUCAACAUGCAAAGUCGCCUUAACAAUCACCUCUACAUGAUGCAUCUUUUUGUAAUCCUGUUGAAAACAGUAAAAAUGUGUUAAAAGUGCUCAUAUAUCCUAUUCCAGAUACAUACCUGUAUAGAUAACUGACACCUACAGACAAUUUAAGAGUCUCCUGUUGAUCUAAUGAUGGCUCACUGAGCAAAAACCUCCACUUAUAAGUAAAAGUGUCAAGGUCAAAGGUCAAUAACAAAGCCCAUAUGUUUUAUUGUUAUUGAAUUGAUCAGUAUGAUCUACUUGAUGUGUUUACCUCCAUCAAAGUGCUGUUCCAGAGGCGAGAGUGUAAGGAGAUGACAGCGUUACUGCUCAGGCCCUGCAGGGGACACUUGAUCCUCACACAUUUGGCCCCAUCUUGGCAUGACUGUAACCAGAGAGCGAGUAUUAAAAGGCAAUCCCAAAUAGUAGAUGGUAAUUGUUCAAGCAAUGAUAUAAUAAGCAUGUACUGUAUUUUUACACAGUCUCUUUAUUGGGAGAAUAGAAAUACUAGAACACAAACCAGGAGGUUCCUCCCUGUGUCUAGCACUUCUAUUUACUGUUUAAUAUGUCAACUUGACUGCUGUGUGAAAGGUAACACAACAAACAAAACUACUUAGCGGUGACCUUAGACUUUCAGAAGUACAGUAUUUUUUUUCUUACCAAAAUUUUAGAGGUCCUCUUGUCCACCAAACGUGAAAUAAUUCCCUCUUCACCAUCCUGGAUCUUUUCUGAGGCCCUUCUAGACCUCAUGUUACUUGGUUCCUUCAAUUCAAAACAAUUUACUAUUAGUAGAAUUACUGGUGUUGACUAAAAAUC
Messenger RNA from Doryrhamphus excisus (bluestripe pipefish), 6643 nucleotides. Lineage: Eukaryota; Metazoa; Chordata; Actinopteri; Syngnathiformes; Syngnathidae. The record is from RefSeq and is a predicted model, not a curated record.